Messenger RNA from Populus trichocarpa (black cottonwood), 468 nucleotides. RefSeq names its product ribonuclease 3. Gene Ontology annotation, molecular function: ribonuclease T2 activity; RNA binding. NCBI's taxonomy places the organism in Eukaryota, Viridiplantae, Streptophyta, Magnoliopsida, Malpighiales, Salicaceae. The transcript is spliced from 3 exons. The record is from RefSeq and is a predicted model, not a curated record. Gene Ontology annotation, biological process: RNA catabolic process. Gene Ontology annotation, cellular component: extracellular region. Bases 1 to 468 code for a protein of 155 amino acids.
AUGCCUUACAUUUCAGGCAAUCUUUCUUUAAGUAUCCAGAUCUCAGGCUUGAUGAGCAGUUUGCAGAAGGAUUGGCCAUCACUGUCCUGCCCCAGCAGCGACGGCUUCAGGUUUUGGUCACAUGAAUGGAUAAAGCAUGGUACCUGUGCAGUGUCAGAAGAGAUUGGCCAGCACGUUUAUUUUGAAGCUGCUCUUAAGCUGAAAAAAAAGGCAAACCUUCUCCAAGCUCUUAUAAGUGCAGGAAUUAAACCAGACGGUGAAUCUUAUGACCUGGACAGCAUAAGAUUAGCUAUAAAAGAAGCUACAGGAUUUACUCCUGACAUAGAAUGCAACACCGAUGCAUCCAAGAAUAGGCAGGUGUAUCAGGUUUUCAUGUGCGCAGACAUUUCCGGGUCGGAAUUCAUAGAAUGUCCGGUGCCACUGAAGAAAAGAUGUAAAUCUAAUAAGGUCCAUUUCCCUGAGUUCUAG